AUGGAAACGACAGAAAUUUUAGAAAAAUUACGAAAUACGUUUAAGGAGUCGAAAUAUGUAGGUGAACCUAUACAAGCGUAUUUUGUACCCGAUGGAGACCCUCAUCAAACCGAAUACCCUAGUAAAAUGUACGAACGUCGUCACUUUUUGACCAAAUUUACCGGAUCAGCAGGCCAAGCUGUCGUGACGGAAAAAGACGCACUUUUGUGGACUGAUGGAAGGUACCAUUUGGCGGCCGAGAAGGCUUUGGACGCCAAUUGGACGCUCAUGAAAGCAGGUUUACCAGAAACUCCAAAAAUAUCCGACUGGUUGUCCAAAAACCUACCAAAAGGAUCUAGAGUUGGAUUCGAUCCAAUGAUUCUGCGAUAUCGUGAAGCAGACUUCAUCAAACAAAAAUUGGCGACUUUUGGUAUCCAAUUUGUGCCAGUCGAUAUUAAUUUGGUAGACGUCGUCUGGGCCAGUGAUAGGCCAGGGGACAACCAAGACAAAAUUUGGCCUUUGGAAAUGGAAUUUGCAGGAAAAAGCAGCAGUGAUAAAAUUGCAGACAUCAGGUGCAAGAUGAAGGAGAAUGGUGUGGAUUUGCUGGUGGUGACUUUGUUGGAUGAUAUAGCAUGGUUGCUCAACCUUCGAGGUUACGACAUCUCCUGUUCGACAGUUUUCUACAGUUUUCUGUUUUUGGCAAUGGACAACCUCAUUUUGUUCAUCAAUAAAAAGAAGUUGGAUUGCAAAGUCUUAAGUCACUUCAAUUGCGAAAAUCUCAAAGUCGAUAUUCGACAUUAUGAGUGUGCCAAACAGAAUUUAGAAGAAAUGAUUCCGUGCAUUUCUGGUAAAAUUUGGAUAUCCCCAAAUUCGAGUUAUGGACUUUUUGCAGCAGUUCCAGCAGAAAAAAGAUUCACUAUGCCAAAUCCCAUCACUCAAGCGAAAUGCAUCAAAAACGAUGUCGAGGUCGAAGGGAUGAUCAACGCUCACGUCAAGGACGGAGUGGCAGUUUGCAAAUUUUUUGCAUGGUUAUAUGAAGAGAUGCCAAAAGGAUGUUGUACUGAGUAUAGUGUUUUAUCAAAAUUGGAUCAGUUCAGAACGGAGCAAGAAGAUUUUAUUAGUCUAAGUUUUCCAACGAUUAGUGCAAGUGGCCCGAAUGCGGCGGUCAUCCACUAUCAGCCCACUCUCGAAGAAAGCAGACCCUUAUCAUUCUGUGAAAUUUAUCUUUGCGAUUCUGGAGGACAAUAUAAAGACGGUACAACCGAUAUAACAAGAACAAUACAUUUUGGAAAUCCGACUCCGGAACAAAAAGAAAUGUUUACAAGAGUCCUUAAGGGUCAAAUUGCCAUCAGGACCUUGGUCCUGCCUAAGGGAUGCCCAGGUGCUAGAUUUGAAGGGUUGUCCCGUCGAUAUCUCUGGGACGUCGGCCAGGAUUUUCUGCACGGCCUUAGUCACGGAAUAGGAAGUUGUUUGCAAGUUCACGAAUAUCCUGGAGGAAUUUACAGGACACAAAUGGACGACGAUCCUGGGAUGCUGCCUAAUAUGUUCUUGACAAAUGAGCCUGGGUUUUAUAUGGCAGACGAGUAUGGUAUGCGAAUCGAAGACGUGAUGCAAGUAGUGUCUGCCGAAGUUCCAGGCGACUUUUUUGGAGUCGGUGCCAUCAAAUUCGAAACUAUAACCAUGGUACCAGUCGAUAGGAAGUUGAUCGAUUUAAAACUGAUGACACGAGAAGAGAUCGACUGCAUAGACAAUUACCAUCGAGAAGUGAGAUUGUCAGUUGGUACAGUUUUGGAAAAAUUAAAAGACAGAAAAACUUUCGAGUGGCUCAUGAAGGCUACUGAUCCUUUGGAAUGUGAAUGCGAAUGA
Ctenocephalides felis (cat flea) is the source of this 1845-nucleotide messenger RNA. Its product is annotated as xaa-Pro aminopeptidase ApepP-like. The record is from RefSeq and is a predicted model, not a curated record. Lineage: Eukaryota; Metazoa; Arthropoda; Insecta; Siphonaptera; Pulicidae. Gene Ontology annotation, molecular function: metalloaminopeptidase activity. Bases 1 to 1845 code for a protein of 614 amino acids. The transcript has 11 exons.